This is a messenger RNA of Racocetra persica, 2453 nucleotides long. Lineage: Eukaryota; Fungi; Glomeromycota; Glomeromycetes; Diversisporales; Gigasporaceae. The record is from the annotation of a GenBank genome assembly.
AUGUGGUUCGAAUGGAUCCAGGAGGAAGCACGUUCAGCUUCUACAAAAGAGGAAAAGAAAAAAGUAAUUCACCAAUAUUCCGAAACUGUCAAAGAAUAUCUAUCAAUUGAACUUUGGAAAGAAUAUAUAAAUUAUGUUAUACAAGAAUACAAAAGUUCUCUAGAGGAAAUGGAUGAAACUGGUGACAAUUCUGGUGAAGUUGUUACAUUAGAUCAGAUCCGUUUAGUAUUUGCAGAAGCAAUUAAAAAAACUGGUAAUGUUGUUCCAGAGAGCCAUAUCGUAUGGGAUGUUUGUAAAGAAUUCGAAGAACAAAUUUUAGAGGCUUCACCUCGUGAUGACGAGCAAAAAAAUAGAGUACAAAAAAUGUAUCUGGACAGGAUCAAGGUUCCUCAUGCAAAAAAAACCUUUUCUGAUUAUUCGUCAUUUGUCACCAAAUAUGACAAUCCAAAUUAUGAAAAACAUAUGGUUGAUGCCAACGCUUCCUUUAGUCAAGCAAAAAGAAAAUAUUAUGAAAGAGAUCAUUAUGAACAAACACUGAUUGCAUCUGGAAAUGGACUGGAUAAAUAUAUGGAAUACAUUGAGUUUGAGAAAAAACAAUCCGCUCCUAACUGGCAGGCUGUUCGCACUUUAUAUGAAAGGGCCAUCGUCUUUCACUAUUUAGAUCCAUCACUCUGGGAAAAUUAUGUUUUCCAAUUAAUUGAUAAAAAAUUUCCAAAUAAUAUGGUUCUUGGCGUUGCUGAACGUAGUGUUCGUAAUUGUCCAUGGUCUGGUGAUCUUUGGGGCCAUUACAUUCGAGUUUUAGAAAAAGAUUAUGAUUCACAUAAUGAAAUAAAAGAUAUAAUUAGCAAGGCCACUUCCAAUGAGAUGCUUAAUAAUAAUGUAGAUGAGCUAGUAAAAGUUCUAUUGGCUUAUUGUGAUUUUGAAAGGAGAAAAAUAAAGCCACCAUUGAAUUCAGAAAAUACAUUGAGUCUUAUAAAUACUAUACAAGAAAGUCUUCAAACAGUCAAACAAUUCUUUCCAAGUGGCGACCCCAAUUAUCGUUUAGAAAGAUAUUUGAUAGAAAUUGAGACAUUGAAUAAAAAUAUUACAAAAGCAAGAGAGGUUUGGGAAAAUCUUAUUAAAACUCAUGGCAAAGGAUCUGAAACGUGGAUACGUUAUAUUGAGUGGGAAAGAUUUAUGGGAAAUCAUGAUGAAAUUCACAAAAAAUUCAAAAGAGCAUCUCAACAAAAUACUGAUUGGCCAGAACGUAUAUUUGAUGCAUGGGAACAAUUUGAGCAUCAGUAUGGAACAUUAGAUAGUUUAGAAAAUGCACUGAUGUUCAUUAGAAAACAAAUGAAAGUUGUUGCACAUAGGCGUGCAAAAAAUGCAACACUGGAGGUUCAAAAUGUUGGUACUGAACAAGCAUUCCAGGUACCAACAACCUUUGAUAAUACACAAGCCGAAGUUUCCCAGUCAUCUAAAGUAUCGCAACCUGAGAUUUCAGAACCAGGUAAUGAUGCAAAAAAAAGGAAGCCCGAAGAGGAUGAGCCCCAGCUAGAAGGCUCACCAGCUUAUAAAAAAAGCAAAGCUCAACAUCCUGAAAAACCAAAGCGUGAUCGUGAGUUUACUACAGUUGUUGCCAGUAACCUUCCAUUAGAUGUUACAGAGGGUCAGUUGAAAAAUCUUUUCAAUGAGUGUGGAAAAAUUGUUGAUAUUCAUAUAAUUGAAGAUAGUGAAAAAGCACAAAAAUCCGCGCAUAUAGAAUUCGCAAAAAGGGAUGAUGUUCCUGCUGCGUUAACAAAAGAUAAGAAGAAGAUCGGAGAUAAUGAAAUUAACGUGUAUAAAAUUACAGAACAUACACUAUUCAUUACAAAUUUCCCAGAGACUGCUAAUCUUGAAGAAAUGUUUGAUAAGUAUGGAAAAAUAAUUAGCAUUCGUUAUCCGAGUAGAAACCUCAGAGCAGGAAGAUUUUGCUAUAUUGAGUACGAAAAUCGGGAAUCAGCUUUAUCCGCUUUAGAAAUGAAUGGUUUUGAGAUCGAAACAGGAAAAAAAUUAAAUGUGGUGAUUUCUAAUCCUUCAUUAAAGAAAACACGUUCUCCACCAAAGCAAAACGAGAUUUAUAUUAGAAAUCUUCCUAGUCAUGUUGAAAGAAGUGAAUUGGAAACACUUUGCAAAACUCAUGGAUCUGUUAUUGAUGUUAGAAUUCCUACAACUAAGGAUAAGAAAUGUAGAGGAAUAGCAUUUGUCGAGUUUGACAACGAGGAGCAUGCAAAAGCCGCACUUGCCCUACAUAAUACGGAAUUUAAAGAGUGUAUAUUAAAUGUGACACUUAGCAAUAGUAAUCGGGGCAAUGGGCAAAAAUCCACAUCCGGUGAGCCUAAUAAUAAAGAAACUAAAGCAAAAAAGAACAAGACGGCAACAGUACGAACGGGAGAUGAUAAAUCGGCUGUCGAUUCUGUAUCAUCUGUCCAGAG